ACGUGGCAUUGUGCCGUGCCAGUUCCAGUUACUUCCCAAAAGUAUCCGCCGGAUACUUUCCUCCAUCCCUCCCGUCCCGUCCAGGCUCCAGAGAGGCGUGAGCUAAGCCAAGCGGGGCCAAGUGCCGCUGCCGGCGCGAAUGGUUCCGCCCACAGCUGCCGGCGGGCUCUCGGCCUCCCCCUCAACAGCCAUGCCGGAGCAUUCCCACGGGGCCAAGUGCCGCUGCCGGCCCGCGCGCUCCGCCUGCGCCUGGGCGCGCGACAUCUUCAUGGACGUGCUGACCGCCGCGGUCACGCUCCUCAUCCUCUUCGGCAUCGCCGCGUGCCUCCUCGUGACGCCGCUCGUGUUCGCCGCGCGUGCAUUACGCCGGCAGGCCAGGCGGUACGGCGCCUUCUCGCCCGACGACCACCCGCGGCCGCUGCGGCCGCGCCACACCGGCCUCGCGUCCGAGCAAAUCAGCCGCCUCCCCAGCUUCGAGUCGCCCCCGUUCGAUCAAACCUCGGCCUGCAUCGUGUGCCUCGAGGCGGCGCGCGGCGGCGAGCGGUGGCGCGCGCUGCCUCCCUGCGGCCACGCGUUCCACACCGCCUGCGUCGACCCGUGGCUCCUCCUGUCGUCGACGUGCCCUGUCUGUCGCGCUACCGUAGCAAUCCUCCCAAGAAGCGAAUCGCAGUUGGGAGACGGUAUCGAGAAACAGCCUCUGUCCCUCUAUUUCAGUCCACCUCAUGGUGGCUAGCUCCCAACGCCAUCUUGGGAUGUAAGGUUUGGUUUUCGAUCAGCAGCUCCACAGAAUGGCUUCCCGCCUUGCUGUGUAAUCCUUGCUGCUGUAGCUAGGUUUCGUGUGGAUCAUCCUGCUGUUGUAAACCGAGAAGAAAGUUUCUCCUUGCUGACGACUUUGCAAUGUCAACUUCUUCACUUUGAAGUGUCAACUUCUUUAUUUA
This is a messenger RNA of Lolium perenne, 938 nucleotides long. RefSeq names its product RING-H2 finger protein ATL66-like. The record is from RefSeq and is a predicted model, not a curated record. NCBI's taxonomy places the organism in Eukaryota, Viridiplantae, Streptophyta, Magnoliopsida, Poales, Poaceae.